AUGUCUGACACGCUCAGAAAUGAACAUAGAGUUGGAGCACUUUUAUUUCAGGUUCAAGAUGAUUUGAGGCAACUCAGAUGUAGUGUUGAGAAAAUCACAGACAAUGAGGGGGAAAAAUUGCUGGAUGUUCAAGCCUUGGACUCUGCUAUUCGUGAAACAGAAAGUAAAAUCAGGAAACAUGCAGAGGGAUAUCUGAAUGCAGUGUGCAAGCAACCGCUGAUUCUUCCUACCAUUGAAGACUCACCAAAAAAGAAAAUGCAUAUUCCAAAAUGGAAACCCACUUUGGACAUUUUCUCAAACCUGCGCCCUCAGGGGGAAGACCCUCCAGAGGCUUCAACAGGAGAAAAGCGUAAGUCAGCAUUAACCACACGGCUGCUGUGUAACCCCGGUCACCCUAAACACAAAGUCCUAAUGGAGAAGAAAUAUGGGAUAUCACUACCUGAUAUCCAUAAAGGGAGAACUGAUGCAGUAAGUAAUAAAACAAUCACCGGCCCCAUGGUGAGUCAUCAGGCAUUUGAUCCAAAACGCCAGAAUAACCUGGCAAUGCCUAAAGAAGUCCCGACAACAGUGCCAGACACAAGUUUGCUUCUUAUGUCAAUUCAGCACAAGGCUGCUUCUCUUCAUCUCAGAGAGGAUGCACUUUCUUCUAAAAUAGAUCUGAAAAGCUUAAAGCCCAGGCACAACAAGAAGCUUAGAUGGGAGGUAGAUCCUGAAUCCACCACUGUAAGACCUGUCAGAGAAUGCACACCUCUCUGGCCCACAAAGACUCCACCUCCUACUACUACAUCCUCCAAGAGCCUGGACCACAUGGAAUCUAUCCAAGGCACCAAUAAUCUCAGCCAUGGAACCCCUCAACCUGUGCAGAUUCCUGCAAACAUCAGCAAACACCCCUUCACCAUCAUAAAAGGACAGAUCAACCCAACGUCCACAGAUUUCCAUCUCUUUAAGCAGAGCUUUAGCCUGUGCUGGAGCAGUGUUCUGGAUGCUCUCGAGGCUUUGGAGAAGCUGCUCAGGGACUUUGCUGUGCCUGUAGCCAAAGUGAGCGGGGAACGUUUGGUGGAGUUUGCACUCAGCUGGGAUGAUGGUUGGAGAAAGGCUCCUCCAGUGACCAGCCUCCUCUCAGUGCUGGAAAACUGGGAGGAGGUUUUAGGCCUGGUUGUACGCCCAGGUCAGCGCUACAAGGGAGAGGGAGGCACAGAGGCAGCUGCCACCCACAUCCAGUCGUGCUGGAGGCGCUACUUAGCCCGAACAGCCUACCUGAGCCACUGUCGACACAAGUGGGCGGCAGAGACCAUCGGCAUCUCAUGGUGGGUGCACAAUCAGAUGCGUUGUGUCAGGAAGGCCCUGCAGGCCCGGCGCUUCAGACAGCUGGAGAAUUACCGCAGGAGAGCACAGCAUCUGGCAGCCAACUGGAAACACAUCCAGUCUUCCAAGAGGACCAUUAUCCACAUCCCUUCAUUAGGAUUCUCCCAAAGCCAACAACAGAGGUUCAAGAAAUUUGACAUCUCACAGAACAUCCAAAUAAGCAGACUUUGUGAAAUUAGAGAUGAAAAUGUGGAAGUCGUCUACGUAUGUCCGUGGCAUCUAGGGGAGGACAUCUUGCACUAUUACAGCAGCCUGCUAAAGUGUGAGCACCCCGCGUAUGGGGCUGAUGCCACGACAAGUCAAGCUCCAUCCUGCAGCAGGCGCUUUGUCAUCCUCACCCCUGAGGCGGUUGAUUAUUUCCCGACCCAUAACAUGUGCCUCUCUACACUGCUGAAGUACAGUCCACACACCCUGAAGCGCAUCUGGAACCUGAUCCAGGGGAAGCAGGCCUAUAUUGUGGGUGGAGUGGCCCAUGUGGAUGACCUGGCAGUGGCUGAUGAGCUAGGAGUGCCAAUCCUGGCUCCAGAGCCGGCUGUUGCACAGCUCUACGGCACAAAGUCUGGAGGAAGGAAAAUCUUUGUGGGGGCAGAGGUUGAAGUACCACCUGGUCAAGGAGACAUCUACUCACUCAGCCAGCUCCAUGAAACACUGGCUGAGCUCCUGACAAAGAACAUUGGAGUGCAGCGCUGGCUCUUUAAGAUUGACUCAGAGCAUGGUGGCCGUGGUAUAGCAUACUGUGAUACAUGUCAUCUAAGCUGCUAUAACUGGGCCCUGCAGAAAUACCAUUGUUAUGGUCCUGAGAAAUGGAAGAGAGAAUGGAUUCAGGAGUCUGUGCUGCUCAGGUAUUUAGAUGAGAUCCCAGAGUGGCUUGCCCGUUACGCCCGCCCAGCUAAAACCUCCUACUAUCCCACCUGGGCCGGUUUCCUGAAGAACUUCCUCAGGCAAGGCGGUGUUGUGGAGGCCUUUCCACCCUCAGAAAGUCUCACCUGUCUCACGGUAGACUUGCUGCUGGAGCCGGGGGGUGACGUCACCAUACUAUCCUGUGGUAACCAGCUUCGUGGCUCCUGUCAACUGAAGUCUUUGGGCUCCAUUGUUCCUCAGACCUCCAUCCACCCUGACACCUUAAACUCCAUCUGUAUGCGUGUGGGCCAGGCCUGUCUGCAGCGUCUUAUUGUGGGUUACAUCUCCGUGGAUCUAGCUGCUUUUGUGAACCCCAACACCAUGGAACAAAAGGUAUGGGCUAUUGAUCUAGACUUCAAAUACAGUGAUCAGCUGGCCAUGACCCAGAUGCUUCUGAUGAUGACUGGAGGAAGGCUGAAUUGCCACACAGGCUGUUUAGAAGUACCACUGCCAGUGAAGGAAAAAUGCUGUGAACACCAGACUGCUGCCAAAAAUCUGGCCGUGAAUCGUUAUGCAGUCAUUGGGAGCCACUUGUUUCACUCAAACCUUUCCAUGCUGUACCAUAAUGUGUUUCUCAAGGUGUGCAAAGCUCAUGGCAUAGGAUUUAACAAGAAGAGAAAACAAGGCACUGUGUUGGCUCUUUAUGACAGCAUUGAGCAAUGUAAACUGGGAAUGAUGACCGUCUCUGAAGAUCUCCAGGGAGCUUUAGUGACCUUUGCUCAGAAUCUGUCAGUUAUUCAUCAGGAAAUAUCAGCCUCUAAGAUGCAAGGAGAAACCAAUUUCAAGGAGCUGAUCAAGGAAAUAGAGGAAGUACUGCAGACGACUUCACAGAACAGGAUGAGAGCACUGGAGGAUAAAACUGCUGCUUAA
This is a messenger RNA of Cheilinus undulatus (humphead wrasse), 3135 nucleotides long. RefSeq names its product IQ motif containing H (gene iqch). The record is from RefSeq and is a predicted model, not a curated record. NCBI's taxonomy places the organism in Eukaryota, Metazoa, Chordata, Actinopteri, Labriformes, Labridae. The transcript is spliced from 21 exons. The coding region runs from base 1 to 3135 and encodes 1044 amino acids. Gene Ontology annotation, molecular function: protein binding.